Molecule: messenger RNA, 1464 nt
Organism: Arabis nemorensis
Lineage: Eukaryota; Viridiplantae; Streptophyta; Magnoliopsida; Brassicales; Brassicaceae
Source: the annotation of a GenBank genome assembly
AUGACUCAAGACGUGGAGAUGAAAGAUAAUCAAACCCCAACUCAAUCCCUCGUCUCUGCUACGACUUCCACUCUGCAGCAUUUGAAGGAGAUUGCAGCUCUUAUCGAUACCGGAUCGUAUACCAAAGAAGUCCGACGUAUUGCUCGUGCUGUUCGUCUCACCGUUGGGCUAAGACGGAAGCUCACCGGUUCUGUGAUCUCUUCUUUCCUUGAUUUCGCUUUGGUUCCUGGAUCCGAAGCUCACACUCGUCUCUCUUCUUUUGUUCCCAAGGGGGAUGAACAUGACAUGGAAGUUGAUACAGCAUCAUCGACUUCUCAAGCUCCUCCCAAGCAUUUACCUGCAGAGCUCGAGAUUUACUGCUACUUCAUUGUUCUUCUUUUUCUGAUUGAUCAGAAAAAAUACAACGAGGCGAAAGCUUGCUCUUCAGCAAGUAUUGCUCGCCUUAAGAGCGUAAAUAGGAGAACUAUUGAUGUGAUAGCUUCAAGAUUGUACUUUUACUACUCUUUAAGUUAUGAGACAACUGGUGAUCUCGCCGAGAUACGUGGUAAUCUUCUUGCCUUGCACCAUUCUGCAACACUGCGCCAUGAUGAGUUGGGCCAGGAGACACUUCUGAAUCUGUUGCUUCGCAACUAUCUGCACUACAACCUGUAUGACCAGGCAGAGAAGUUAAGAUCAAAAGCACCUCGAUUUGAGGCACAUUCUAACCAACAGUUCUGUAGGUAUUUGUUUUAUCUCGGUAAGAUCAGGACGAUCCAGCUGGAGUACACCGAUGCGAAAGAGAGCCUUCUACAGGCUGCUAGAAAAGCACCUGUCGCUGCUCUAGGAUUCAGAGUCCAAUGUAACAAGUGGGCUAUUAUAGUUCGACUACUCUUGGGUGAAAUUCCAGAACGGUCCAUCUUCACUCAGAAGGGUAUGGAGAAGGCUCUUAGGCCAUAUUUCGAGCUGACCAAUGCUGUGAGGAUUGGUGACUUGGAGCUGUUCAGGAACGUUCAAGAGAGGUUUGCGAAAACGUUUUCUGAAGACAGGACUCACAAUCUCAUAGUCAGACUCCGACACAACGUUAUCAGAACAGGACUGCGCAACAUCAGCAUCUCUUACUCGAGAAUCUCCCUAACCGAUGUCGCCCAGAAGCUAAGAUUGAACUCAGCAAACCCAGUCGCGGAUGCAGAAAGCAUUGUGGCUAAAGCCAUUAGAGAUGGAGCAAUUGACGCGACCAUCGACCACAAGAACGGUUGUAUGGUCUCCAAGGAGACAGGAGACAUCUACUCCACUAACGAACCGCAGACUGCGUUUAACUCGAGGAUUGCCUUCUGUUUGAACAUGCACAAUGAAGCGGUCAGAGCGCUGAGGUUCCCGCCAAACACGCAUAAGGAGAAAGAGAGCGACGAGAAAAGGAGGGAGAAGAAACAGCAGGAAGAGGAGCUUGCUAAAUACAUGGCUGAGGAAGACGAUGAUGAUUUCUAG